Messenger RNA from Drosophila guanche, 750 nucleotides. Its product is annotated as kelch-like protein 41. The transcript has a single exon. The coding region runs from base 253 to 735 and encodes 160 amino acids. Lineage: Eukaryota; Metazoa; Arthropoda; Insecta; Diptera; Drosophilidae. The record is from RefSeq and is a predicted model, not a curated record.
GACCUUACUGCUGGUUGAUCUCUCCGGAUGAGUACUCGGACUUGGGAGAGGAGACGGUUCCACUGCGCUCUCUCUUCGACUUAUUGCCUCACAAAAAGCCGAUUUCUGAAGUAGUCGCCGAACAGGUGAGAGACAAUGCAAGGGCCACAUUGCAGGUGAAUAUCGAGGGGCGUCGUUUCUACUGCAUACCCAACCUGGUCAAGUGCUAUUCGGUUGCUCCGAAUAGAAGAAGUUCGGGAUGUACGCACUCUGAUGUUGCGAAGGAUUCGAAAUUACUUCCUAGCGCUCGUCGGGAGCAAAUAUUUCGCAGAGCUAACAGUAGACGACCUCGAAGACCUACUUAAGCGCGACUCUAUCGGAGUUAACUCCGAAAUAGAGGUCUUCUUGCUGGUCCUGCGCUGGUUGAACCUGGCGGGUGACAAACGCCUUAAGCAUCUGGGCCGCCUAUUGGAUUGCGUAAGAUUUAAUCUCAUGCCGAUUGCCUUCCUGUGGACCCUGCGCGAUGGCUUUACGCACCCGGACAAGGAUCACCUUUUCUCGGCAGACCCCAUGCUGCUUGCCUUCAACUCGGAUCCUAAAACAGAAACGCUCCUUACCGAUGCCAUGUCCCACGUCGCCACGGCUGAUUCCUUCAUGGGCGACCAUAAUACUUAUUUGGAGCACAUGAACUUGCAUCUUUUGCCACCGACUUAUCCACGCAAACACGGCUACCAUCACAAGUUGCCGUACCACUAGUACAUGCUGGGAGUU